CCCUAAGAGCCGACCCAACCCAAGCAGAGCCGGAACAGCAUGCGUCGUUUUGCACAGCAGUUUGUGUUCCAUCCAAGCUUCUACUGCACUUCUUCGCGCCAUUCCUCCAAUAGUAAACUAUUCGUCGGAGGUCUGUCGUGGUACGUGGACGAAAGGUCACUGAAAGAGGCCUUUUCUUCAUUUGGGGAGGUAACCGAAGUGAGGAUCAUGUAUGACAAAAACACAGGCAGGUCUAGAGGAUUUGGAUUCGUCUACUUCUCCGGUGAGAGUCAGGCAAUAAGUGCCAAAGAUGCCAUGGAUGGAAAGCCAUUUUUAGGCCGACCUCUGAGAAUAAGCUUUGCGCUGGACAAAGUUCGUGGCGUGCCACUUGUAGUUCCCCGUGUUUCUUCUGGAGAUUCCAGCAGCUAAAAAGAUUUCCUUUAACAUUUAUUUUCAGAUCAAAUUACAGAAAAGAGUGUAAUUUAAUUAUUAAAUUAAUAAAAAAAAUGAUUAUAUAUUUGAUGAAAUAUGUAAC
Molecule: messenger RNA, 514 nt
Organism: Phalaenopsis equestris
Lineage: Eukaryota; Viridiplantae; Streptophyta; Magnoliopsida; Asparagales; Orchidaceae
Product: glycine-rich RNA-binding protein 4, mitochondrial
Exons: 4
Coding region: 40-408 (122 amino acids)
Molecular function (GO): mRNA binding
Source: RefSeq, a predicted model, not a curated record